Molecule: messenger RNA, 752 nt
Organism: Oryzias melastigma (Indian medaka)
Lineage: Eukaryota; Metazoa; Chordata; Actinopteri; Beloniformes; Adrianichthyidae
Product: voltage-dependent L-type calcium channel subunit alpha-1F-like
Exons: 4
Coding region: 108-665 (185 amino acids)
Source: RefSeq, a predicted model, not a curated record
UAUUUUAGAGGAAUGUUUGUUCCGCUGAUCUCACAGCUGCACAGCAGGACGCCUCACGUCAGUAGUUAUUAACGCGUCAAUGUUCACAGCCCUAAUAUUAAUGCAAAAUGAACUCUUUCUCAAUUGCAGAAGAAGAAGUCACUGUUGGAAAGUUCUAUGCGACAUUCCUGAUCCAGGACUACUUUAGAAAGUUCCGGAAACGAAAAGAGAAGGGAGAUCUGACAGGAGACCCGAACUCCACCAAUCCGUCGGCCGUCCAGUUAUGCAAAGCAGGUCUGAAGACUCUCCAGGACCUGGGUCCAGAGAUGCGUUUGGCUCUGAAUGAAGACCUGGAUGAGGAGGAGGCCAUGCUGGAGGAAGAGGAGAUGGAGGACAGCGCCUCCUACAUGGCUGAAAACCAUUUUGAAGCAGAGAAAGAGAGACGAGGCUCCAUACUAACACCCACUGGUUUGGGUGGUGUCCUGGCUGACAGCGGCUCCUCCAACGGAUGCCUGGUCCACCGAGUCGGCUCCUUCACCAAGAUGGCCAAUGGGAAUGAACACGGGGACCAUUCUCGCCGCAAAGAAAGCUUGAGGUCUUCUUUCAAUCAACGCCAUUCAUUGGGGAAGAGCAGCCUUCUAGAUCACGCUCACAGAAGACCAUCGUUCUACAAAAAUGAACGGUGAGCGGGAGUAAUUCCUGCGGUGUCCUGUAGGGGUCACUGUGCUGCAAGAAAGACUAAUGAGGCUAAACUGGGAACUUCCCCUUCAUUU